Phytophthora infestans T30-4 is the source of this 9039-nucleotide messenger RNA. RefSeq lists its product as uncharacterized. Bases 1 to 9039 code for a protein of 3012 amino acids. The transcript is spliced from 3 exons. The record is from RefSeq and is a predicted model, not a curated record. Lineage: Eukaryota; Oomycota; Peronosporomycetes; Peronosporales; Peronosporaceae.
AUGGAACAGCUUACGUCUAACAAUGACAAGUUUCUCGAGAUCUCCAUGUCCGCAAACCAACACCUGGAACAAAUGCAUAGCCAACUGCCCAAUAUAUCGGAAGUGUUCGGUCAGACAGCCCUGUCAACGGACAUUACUACGCUUCAUGAGCAGCACGAGAGUGCAAAGAAUGGCAUGGCGAUUCGAUUUGAAGCUGCGAUGAAUUAUAACGCGGAAGAAGUGGCUUCCUUAUCUGAGAUGCAUGCUAACGAGAAGGCGGAACUGGUUGAAGCACUUGAGCGAGACCUUGAGAUAGCAGCCCAAAUUUUUCGCGAAAAGAGCGAGCAGAUGGAAGAGAGAUUCACUGAAACGGAGAAGAAAUAUCUAGAUGACCUUCAGAAACUUCGGCUGUUAUCGGAGUCUAAAAUGGAGGUGGUUCAAGAAUCCAAUCGUGCAGAGAAAGAGGAAAUGGAGCAGUCAGCCAAGGCUGCUUUAGAGGAACUUAAUACUAAAGCUCAGGCUGCACUGGACGAGGCUCGAUCCAGCUCACAAACAGCGUACACUGAUCUACAACAGCGUUCGCAAGCAGCAUAUUCCGCGCUCCAGCUGACGUCAGCUGAUGAACUUGCUGCUGUAAAGAAGGCUUUGACCACCGAAAUGCUGUCCCUCAAAGAAAACGCUGCAGCUACUUUUGCAGCGCUGGCGGACAGAUCAGAGCGACAACUUCAGGAGCAUCGCGAACGCAGCAAUGAAGCUCUCCAACAGCUUAAACGUUUACACGCAAGGGAACGCGACCAUUUACUCGAGAAGGCAGCAGAAGAAACUGCACGUCUUCGCAUGUUUGAGAUCGAGCAGUCCACUCGAAUGGAAGACCACCGGUGCCGGGAGACAAAGGCACUGAGCGAGGAGCUUGAAUCCACCAAGACAGAGCUUUCUAGCCAGAUAAACCAUCUACAUCGGCGAUAUACGUCUGAGCUCGAAGUUCUGAAAGCUACCUCCGGUGCUGAGAGGAAUUUGCUGUUGCAAGCGCAUGCUGAAGAGACAGAAGAUAUCUGUUCAGCUGCUGCUCAAGAGCUCUCAUGGACGCUAUCAUCAUAUCAAGACAAACUGGCCUCAAUGAUGGAAGCACAUGCAGCUGAAAUGACCAGAAACAAAGAGAAAACAGCGCUAGCGAGAGAGGCUUUGGUCACUAUGUAUGAAUCGGAUCUGGAAUUGCUGCAGAAUGAACGUGCACGAGAAAAGGACGCGCUGGUACGUCAUCACGAAACGGAAUUGAAAAGUCUCAAACGAUCGAGCACAGAGGAACACGACAAGACUGUAAAACUUUAUGAAGCGCAGGUAAUGCAACUACGAGAGGCUCACGCAUCGAGGGUGUUAUCCUUGGAGAUGACGAUGCGUGAACAGAAAACACAGGCGGAAGACGCAUUACGUGAGAAAGAGACAGAGCUAGAAACCAGACAAGAACGCAUCGAUGCGCUGGAAGCCAGUGGAGUCGCUCUGAAUGAACGUCACGAGGUAUAUUUUGAACAAUGCCUGGAACUCGUCGAGCGGAAGAACAUGGCUCUUGCUGAGUUGGAGAGUAACAUCUGGCGUCUCGACCAGUCGAAUCUGGAGAAGGAAGGUAUGCUGGACUCGACAAAUUGGGCCCUUAAAGCUGCGGAGGAAGGCGUCCAGGUUAAGGCAAAUACCAUCCUAGAGCUUACGUUUGUCGUCAAGAGCCGCGACGACGAGAUUGAAAAACUGCGGAAUGCUUUGUUGGACACAGUUCAAACCGUGAACUCGAAGACAGAGAUACUAGAGCUGACCACCGAGACGUUGUCAUCGAAGGCAAAGGAGCUGGAAGUUACGAAGAACGCGCUUCGGCUGGAGUCUGGUAAGUUGUCGAUGGCGAAGGAAUCUAUGAACCAAAAGGUGGAGAUGCUCGAAAACUCAGAGCUAAACUUGGAAAGGAUGCGGCUCAAUAUGGAGAAUAUGCGGCUAGAGAUUAAGCGGAUACAGAUGGAAAUGAAGCUGCAAUUGGAGCACACGGAGGGAGAGAUUGACCUGAAGAAUGGAGAGAUUCGUCGACUGCAUGGAACGAAAAGCGAGCUCAUACAGAAAAACGAUUACUGUCAACAAACUAUCGUGAGACUGGAGGAGUCGCUUGCGUUUGCUCAAAGACAAGGAGAAAAGACCCAGCGCCGUAUGGAGCUGCUACGAUUGGAGACCGCGCAAGCCUCAGACGAAACGAAGACAGUUUGUGAUGAAUUACUAGACAAGGAGCAAGAGUUGGUGAUCAUCACAAGAGAAAAGCAGACGAUUACGAUGGAAAAGCAGCGACUAGAGAUCCAGUUCAACGACCUCAGUCAAGUGAAUGAGACGCUUAAAGAGAAGGUGGAGCUCCACAGGAUGCAAGCGGAGGAGAUUCAUGCUCAGUACCAGAUAUUGUUGAAAGAAACAGUAGCCGCUAAUGAGGAGCGGUUGCGAUCUGAGAAGCAUCUUCAUCUGCUGAAGCUGUCUGUUGCAAAAGACACAAUUCGGCACCUGGAAGGAGUUGAAGGGCGGUUGGGCGACACCACAUCAAGAUUAGAGGCGGUAAUGAAGGGAAAUCUGCAUCUUCACGCCGAAAUCAAGAUGCUCACUGAAGCUUUGAAGAAUUACAAGGACACUGAUCGACAACUUGACGCUGCCAAUCAAGAGAUUAAGCAGAAAGACAAGCGCAUGGAAGACAAAAGCCAGCAACUAGAUGAUCUCAACAAACGACUGUGUAAGUCUGGAGAUGAAGCGCAGCAUCUCUUGGAUACGUCGCGGAUGGAGAUUGAAGAUUGGAUGAGCGAUUUCUAUCGGCUCGCGUGUAGUAAAGAUGAGAUAGUUCAACUGAAUCAAAGCCUCGAGUCGAGCCUUUCGGUGGAAAAUGAGCAGCUGUUGCUUUUACUUGGUCAAGAGAAGAGGGAAAUUGUGAGUCAAGCUGAGGAUCUUCAAGAAAGAAUUGCUGGGUUACGAAAAGAAGGCGCUCAAGCUGCGAGUAAUAUUAUUGGCUUGCAACAUGCCCUGAGUGAGAAGAAGAAGGAGUUGGAGUACUUGCAGGAAAUCUUAGGCAAGCAGACCACUGACAUACGGGAGAUCAAGGCUACUCUUAAAGCGCUAAGCAGCGCCCAUUUCGAUCUCCAGACGCAGUUUUCUUCUUCAAGCAAUCAACGACAAAAGGAGAAUGAAGAACACCAAAUCACAAUUCAGUCACUGCAACAGGAUCUCGAGAACAAAACGAAGCAGUGCGAAACAUUGCAGCAGUCUCUUGACAUCCAGCGACAGAAGAUCGAUCUUCCCAUGGUACAGCACGACAGAGAUGUCAUGCAGUUGACGGAUGGACAUUGCAGUGAAGCUGUGCAACUGAUCGAGAGCCACCGAGCCCAAAUUGCUCAGAUGACAGAAGAUUAUCUCGAUCAAAUUAACAAACUCAAGGAAGAACAUUUUAAGGUGACAGAAAAGCGACAACGUGAGAGCACCCGAUUGGCUGAUCAAGGGUCUGAACACCAAAGCGACAUUUCUCGAAUAACUGAAGAGCAUCAAAGCGAAAUUGCUCGUCUUAAAAAUGUUUAUCAGACUGAAAUUGACCGACUGGGCAGUAAUCUUUGCUACCACGUCUCGGAGCUCACAGUAGAUCGUCCGAGUCGAAUUGCUGAGCAAACUGAAGAGCAUCGCAUUGAAGUUGAUGGGCUCACAAGAGAUUACUUUAAGGAAGUGGAGGAGCCUCACCGAGUCAAAAUUACACAGAUAGCCCAAGACCAUGAUGAUGAAGUUGCAUGCCUGAACCGCUGCGAAAUGGCGCGUUUGGAUGAGGAUCACGGCAAAGACAUUGCUCGUUUUGUUGAAGAAUACCACGGUGCUGUUGUCCGAGUGGCAGAGGGCCAACAAGAACAGCAUCGUCAAACUGCCUCACUGCCCGAAGAGCACUCUUGGUUGGAGAUCAUGCACGAUGCGGAUGAGUGCAUUUCUAAUCGCGGCGCUGAAAUAGAAAAUCAGCAGCUGAAGAUUUUGAUAAGCCAUGCAGCAGAUGAACAGAUACGUGCAGCCUGUGCGCACUCCCUAGAGCUGAUGACAAUUCAUGUGGCACGUGGACAUGAGAUCGCGAAGCACGCAACGAAAAACAAGCCUGACAUGAGCAAACAGCCGACUGAAUCCUCUCGCCACUUAGUACUGGCGGACCACAAGAAGAUGGCGGACCAACUGGAGUUGAUGCGCUUGCGUCUCAUAGAAGAGGAAGAGCACAACGUAUCUCUAGCUAGGGCUGAGAAAGAGUCGAGCGAGACGUCUCUUGCUAAAAAAAAGGCUGCGGAUGCUGUGACGUCAUCGAAAACGAAGAUAAACGAACUACAGGUACAACUGCAAGCUACAAAAGGGAUCACACCUGAACGAGCGAUGACCAAUGCCUGCAACAAGAAGUUUGACAGGCGUGCGGGUGGAGAUUGCAGCUGCUUCAAUACUCAUCUUGCUGCCGAUUUCGUUGUGCGCUGUGAGGAUGUGCUACAACUACCAGAAGAUAACGGCACGUUGAUGCUUGAUGAUAUCGUGGAAUCUGUAGAGCCUUUUAUGGAAAUCCUGCAGCACUUUGAGCUGCUACAACCGAAGCUCGAUAGCCUUGGUCGGCCACCUACUGACACAGAUGCACCGCCUACGCUGAAGAACAAGGUGACUGCAGUGAUUACCUUCGUGGAAGAGCUGCAACUUCUGGCCGAUUUUGCACAGAAUAUUCUGAACGAUGAAAGCACAACCGAAGGAGACCCAGGAAGCAACGAAAGCAGCAGAUCCAGUCUCGAGGCGCUUUGUGUUUUGACACGAGCUCCAUCGCCUGCGCUAGCUUUUGACGAAUUGCAAAUUGGUGUUGACGUCGCAGUUGAUGACAGGAUGCAAGAACUUGAUCAAAACCUGUGCAGGGAAUCAACUGAAGAGGAUGAUAGACCGCAUGAGGCAUUUUUCGCCUCGCCUGACGAGAAAUUAUCAUCCAGUCCACGUUCGCCCUUCUUAUCAGACUCCCUAAUGGGCAUUUCACUCGUUAUGAGUGACUAUCAUCGUCUUUUGGCCCAAACUACUCGUUGGAUGGCCAAGUCAAGACAAAACGAGUCUCGCAGUCAUGCAGUUAGUUUGGGGACGGAGAUUAGUCGUCUAGUGCAGGAGCAUUGCGCACUAUUAUCGUUGUCUCGUCGACUCUUUCGACUGAAAGACCCGCGACGUGAGCUAGUUUCUCUCCUGGAAGGUGUGGCGCUUCUUCAAAGGAUGACUGGAAGACUGACAAUUUUUCAGAAAAACUCAGACAAAGUGACCUCUUGCUCUUCUGUUCCCAAUUCAAACCAUCAUUCGGAGUCGUCAACGUCGCUAAGUAAAGGUGACAAUGACUCAGUUGAGUCACUUUCGCGUCCUGUGCUAGCUUCGAUUGAAGAUAUAGCGCGGCAUCUUCAAGAUUACGACUAUUUUCUGCAGCAGAUCAAGCUGGACGAAGGCCUGGAGGGCCAGGAAAAGAAUAUAGCCACAUGGAUUAACAUCGAAUCACUUGUCCAGGAGAUAAAUGAGCGAGUGAUGAUUGUGGGGCAGAGUCAACAGCUGCUGGGAUUCCAAAGCCCACUUGAGGAGUUGCCGGUUUUCCUUGUAGGUGCUCAAGAAGUUCUUCGGCAGGCAAAGCAGAUACGCGAAUCGUCUGUGCGUUUGGAGAAGAACUCACUAAAACCGGGUGGACAGGUGCAGGAGGAAGUAGAAGCGACUGAUAAAGUUACAGAUACUUGCUCUGGUCUCGAAGCAGCGUUGAGAGAGAUGGAUGCGGUUAUUGAGGACUUACAGGACUACAAUGACUUGUUUGCAUGGUUGAAACAAGCUCUCCCACAGCCAGAAUCAGUAAAAUCCGUCGCCGAUUUAAAGGAUCGCGUGAAGGAAAUUCUAACGCAUAUCGAUGCACUCACAACUGACAACUUGUAUCUGGAGCAAGAUAAAGAACCCAUAAAGAGCGGGUUGGAGCAGAUGGAGGAAACGCAAGAUCAUCUCAUGAAAGAAGCGUCACAGGAAAGUGAACUACUGCGAGAACUAGCAGCUUUGGAGGCUCAGGCCUUACUGUCCCCUGUAGAAGAAGUGUCAACACGGAUUGAACUGAUUCAGGCAUUAAUCAAACAGCAGCAACGCGCAUGCGACGACGCCCAGCAACGGAGAGCCGACAUGAAAACGGAAGCAGCGUUCUUACGUCAGCACGAUCUUCUCUCCGAAGCGGAUGAUCCUGACAAGGACGUUGCCUUGUCGGUGGCCACUCGUCUUGAAAUUUACAGUCGACUGCUGCAAGAUGCAGAUCGCUUGCGAGCAAAGAAGACUGACGUGGAGGUGACGCUAAAGGCGGAGAGGAAUGUACUGGAGUCCUUGACGAGUCAAGAAACUCAAUGGAAUACGGAAAAACUAGAAAGUGUCGAGAGCGAAUUAGCACAAACUCGACAGGGAGUGGAGAAGGCGCUAGCUCAGGAGCGAGUUUUCUUGGGAUCGACAGAGGUCUUAUCGUCCAUUAUAAAGGUUAACCACGACGCCGAUGGGUCCUUUUCUCGCCUUGAAAUGUACCAGCAGCUUCACGACAAACUGUUGCUCUUACUUGACGACAGGCAAACGGUUGAAAAUUGUGCGGCACAAGAGUUCGAUUUCUUAAGAACGCACAAGUUACUUUCUCAUAAUAGCGAAGCUGCAAACGGUACCUCCGCACCAACAACUAAGGUGCUGUCUAGAAUUCGACUGGAAAUGUUCCAACGUCUCGUGAAUUCACUGGCACAGCUUCACCAGCACGAAGAGGAUCUCACCCAAGAGAACGAUUUCUUAAAAGAGAACAGCUUAGCAUUCGACCUCAAGGAACAUCAGAAAUCGCGGUUCUCUGUCUACCAGACACUUCUCGUAAGCCAAAACACUCUGAUCGAGGAAAAACUGGAGCGUGAAGUGGCAUUUGAGAGCGCGAAAGCGUUUCUUGCCUCCCAUGGAGUUCCUGCCUUUGAAAAACCGAUGGAAAUCUACGAGGCGUACGUAAAAGUACGGGAAAAACUUUCUGAUCUCAGUAUCGACCUGAAGAACGAAUUGCGCUUUCUAGCAGCGAAUCAACUUUGCUCCAGUAGCGAGUUGAGUAAUGACGCUGCUAAUCUCGCCACUCCGUUUGCUUCAUCGUUCCGACUGAAGGUCUAUCAAAAGAUGUUGAAGAAUGUAGCUCAAGCUCGUGAAUCGAUUCAAGAGGUGAGAGUGCAAUUAUCUCAAACAAUCACGGACGGCGAGUGUAAGAUUGCCUCGUUGGCAUCUAAAAUUGAGCGGCUGGAAGCGUCUUUGAUGGGGUGGCAGGAGUCCGCAUAUGCUUCCCAACAAGAAUGGGAUCGGAUGUUGCUGGAAGAAGAGGACAGGCGACGAAGUUUAAUCCGAUACCACGACGAUAUUCAGAAGCAGACGGCCGCUGAGCAUGUUCGUGUUUUGGAGGAGAUUACCACAGCUUGUGACAACGCGAUUGCACUCGCAGCAGCGACGAACGCAAAAGAUCUGGAAGAAGUUUCUAAGGGGUACGAGAAGCAAUUGGCGACUGACCUUCACAGGCAGGCGCAGCAGUUAGAACUCGCUGCGUACGUGCAUAAAACAGAGAACGCAGCUCGCCGCGAUACGUCGGACUCGUCUACACCGUCAACUUCAGCUGCGCAGAGUAGAGCUCAACUACUGGAGAAGUUUGCGAAGCGAGAUGCAACAGCAAUCAAUCUCGUUUACAAGGCGAUUCGGUUGACGACAGAGAUCCUUAGCGUACCAGGCAACACAGCCGAAGUAUCGACAGAUGUCACUCAAACAGUCUUAGCUUGCGUCAAGGAGCUGAAGGCGUUGAAAGAGUUCUUGGUGCAGUCGUUCGAGCAGAUCGCAAAGGACAUCCCUCCUCCUUUAACUACUGCUCCGUACGACAAAUGGAUGGGCGAUGCAGUUACACGAGCCACUGCCGACAAGGAAUAUGCCAUCGAUCUGGCACUCUGUUCACAUCGGGAGUUUAUGAGUUUUGCUGAAGUUCAGUUGCUCACUCGACAGGAGGAAAUGGAGAAGGCUCUUGCACAAGUGUACGAGAAACUCAGGACUGCAGCAAUCAAUGGAGGCUUCACCCCUGAUCACGAGAGAAUGUUAGCACUGGAAUUGGAAGUCACGCGGGAACGACAAGCUCAAGAAAUUGCGUCGUGUAAAUUCCGCCUCAAUGAAGAAUACUACCGGAAGUUACUUGAAGAAUGCAAACAAGUGGAGAUUGCACAGGCAGCCAAUGUGAAGAGUGUUCGGGAAGAAUGCAAGGCUUUGAGGCUAAAACUCGAGAAACUGGAGCAUCAGAUCCAACAGCAGACUAUACUUUCCCAAUUCCGACCGCCUUCGAGCAAUCUGUACUCUUCUUCCGCACGUGGCACAUAUGUGUCGCCCGAAACACCUCGUGUCCUGAAAACUACCGCAAUUUUUAAUAUCUCGAUGCCCAUGCGUCCGAAACGACCGAAAGGGGGUGGAAACGCUCACAAAGAGCAAAUCGUGAGUGAUCUCGAGCGAGAAACUGGCCAGCGACACACAACUACCGCUCGUCGUUUUAACGAAUGGAGAGCUCGUGCAGAGGGGAUUGCCGAGAACUCUGGCUCGGAACUUGAAGAGGAUUCUGGAGCUACGCAAGGUAGAAAAAUGGAUCAUGUGCUUCCACCUGCCACGGCUGUUCCUGCAACGGUGUCAGGUUCAUCGCUGCACAAUCAGGAACUCUGGUACCAAGGAGCUCGCUCGAUCCAUUACGUUUCCUUCUUUAUUUCCAUCUUCCUCGUCCCUAGACAACAGCUCUUCCGAGUGGAAGUAUUCAACAGCGACACGGAGCAACAGCAGCAGACCGUACAUAUUACCUGGACCGAGAUGCAGACGUUCCUUCAGGAUAGCAGAAAGGCAGCACGCUUAGGAAUCGCUCUAUGUCUGGACCCUGAGAUGGCCGUGACAAUCCCUCAAAAUGUGCGUGCAGACAUGAUGGACGUCCUCUUCGAGCGUGUGCGAGUCUACGGAGAAGGCACAGAAAAUUCUCUUCUUGGGUUUGAAUAA